Molecule: messenger RNA, 2052 nt
Organism: Cokeromyces recurvatus
Lineage: Eukaryota; Fungi; Mucoromycota; Mucoromycetes; Mucorales; Mucoraceae
Product: ATP-dependent DNA ligase
Exons: 11
Coding region: 70-1986 (638 amino acids)
Biological process (GO): DNA recombination; DNA repair; DNA biosynthetic process
Cellular component (GO): nucleus; mitochondrion
Molecular function (GO): DNA binding; DNA ligase (ATP) activity; ATP binding
Source: RefSeq, a predicted model, not a curated record
AUGAUGUCGAUCAUUCAUACAAUGUAAGUUAAGAUUUAACAUACAGAUAAAUAUUUACUAAUUAUUUAUAUGGCGAUUAUAGUGCAUCUUCUGGAACUGGUAAAAAUGGUGUUAUGGACUUAUGCUAUACUAUGCAAUACGUUUGAAAAAUGCGAAAAUACAACAAAGAGAUUAGAAAUUACAGAAUAUCUUGUUACACUCUUUGUCAAAGUAAUUGAAUUAACACCAGAUGGGUUAUUAGAGCUUUUGUAUAUGUGUAUCAAUAAAUUGGGUCCUGAUUAUGAAGGGCUUGAACUUGGUAUUGGUGAAUCUCUAUUAAUGAAGGCAGUUGCCCAGUCCACAGGAAGAGAUAUGAAACAGCUUAAAUCAGAUUACGUUAAAUGUGGUGAUCUUGGCACAGUUGCUAAGAAUAGUAAAGGAUCUCAAAAGACACUUUUCAAACCAAAAGCGUUGACUGUUCCUCAUGUUUUUCGAACAUUGAAAGAAAUUGCUAUAAUUACUGGAAAUUCGGCACAAUCCAAAAAAAUUGAUAAAAUCAAAGGAUUAUUAGUAGCUUGUCAAGAUGAAGAAGCUAAAUUUAUUAUUCGACAUCUUGAGGGUAAACUUCGAAUUGGGUUAGCAGAACAAACUGUUUUAUCUGCUUUAGCACAAGCUGUUGUUUUCAGUAAUAAAGACAACAGCAAAUUAUCUACUUUAAAAAAGGAAGAAUUAUUAGCAUCAGCUGUAGAAACAGUAAAAUAUGUUUACAAUCAAUUGCCUACAUAUGAUGUGAUCAUUCCUGCCUUACUAAAAUAUCCUAUCGAAGAAUUACUUGAACAUUGUACUAUGCAUCCUGGUGUACCUUUGAAACCUAUGUUAGCGCAUCCUACAAAGAGUUUAACAGAAGUAUUGGAUAGAUUUGAAAAUAACACAUUUACUUGUGAAUUUAAAUAUGAUGGAGAACGAGCACAGAUUCAUAGACAUGAAGAUGGUACAAUUAGUGUUUAUAGUCGUAACUCUGAAAAUAUGUCUGUUAGAUAUCCAGAUAUUUUGAAUGCCGUAGAUAAGUGGGUUAAGCCUUCAACCACAUCUUUUAUUUUGGACUGUGAAGCAGUAGCCUGGGAUAAGGAAGAAGGUAAAAUUUUACCAUUUCAAGUAUUGAGUACACGAAAACGUAAAGACGUAAAAGAAGAAGAAAUUACAGUUCGUGUUGCUUUAUUUGCAUUUGACUGUCUAUAUUUAAAUGGAAAGUCUUUGAUUCGAGAGCCUUUACAAAAGCGAAGAGAAAAAUUAUAUGAAUCAUUUCAAGAAACUGAAAAUGAAUUUUAUUUUGCAAAGCAUAUGGAUUCGAAUAAUAUUGAAGAUAUUCAAACAUUCUUAGAUGUAUCAAUUGCAAAUUAUUGUGAAGGAUUGAUGGUUAAAUCCUUCGAUGGUUCAGAAGCUACCUACGAGCCUUCAAAACGUUCACGUAAUUGGCUUAAAGUCAAGAAAGAUUAUUUAACUGGUAUUGGCGAUUCUAUGGAUUUGGUUGUGAUUGGUGCCUUUUAUGGACGUGGUAAACGAACUUCAGUCUAUGGCGCAUUCUUACUUGCCUGUUAUGAUCCUGAGACAGAGGAAUACCAAACAAUUUGUAAAUUAGGUACAGGAUUUUCAGACGAAAAUCUACAAAUGUUCUAUGAUACCUUAAAGGAUCAUGUCAUUGAAAAACCUAAAAGAUUUUAUUGUUUGGGUGAAAAUGCGGUGAAGCCAGAUAUAUGGUUUGAACCUGUCCAAGUGUGGGAAGUAAAGUGUGCUGAUUUAAGUGUAAGUCCUCGAUAUAUGGCAGGUGUAGGUCGUGUUGAUCCUAGUAAAGGUAUUUCGUUACGUUUCCCUCGAUUUAUUCGUGUUCGUGAAGACAAGGAUCCUGAAUCGGCUACUACAAGCGAGCAGGUUUCUGAAUUUUAUUUUAAUCAAGCUAACCUUCAAGGGAAUAACCAUCAAAAUGGAAAAAAUAUGGAUUAUUAUUAAAAUCUCUCUCUCUCUCUUUUUUUUUCAUUAUUAUUAUUAUUAUUAAACUUUACUUUUAUUCAUAAA